GACCGUCGGCGCGGUCGCUGCUGUGUGGAGUUGGAUUGUUGAUGCUGCUGUGGCAUCUGGACGUCGCGUAAUUUCUCGUUUUGAUGGUCUUGCUCAUCGCUGCUUAUGUUUCAUUGAACUGCUUUCGUUCGGUAUAAAGGUGAAAAACUCAAGCAAAUAUGUCAACUUCGGCGAUAUUUAUCUUGGAUGUGAAGGGUAAAGUACUGAUCUCCAGGAACUACCGUGGAGACAUAGAGGCAGGAGUCAUAGAAAAAUUUAUGCCCCUGGUGAUGGAGAGGGAAGAGGAGGGCAAUUUAACACCCAUCAUUCAAACGCCUGAAUGUACUUAUUCUUACAUUAAAUACAACAAUUUAUACCUAGUAUCUAUCACCAAGAAGAAUGCAAAUAUAUCUCUGGUGUUUGUGUUUCUUCACAAAGUGGUACACGUUAUGCAAGAAUACUUCAAGGAACUUGAGGAAGAAAGUAUCAGAGACAAUUUUGUUGUAAUUUAUGAGUUGCUGGAUGAAUUGCUUGAUUUUGGGUACCCUCAGACUACAGACAGUAAGAUAUUGCAAGAAUAUAUAACACAAGAAGGACACAAGCUGGAAAUUCAACCAAGAAUUCCAAUGGCAGUAACAAAUGCUGUGUCAUGGAGGUCCGAGGGUAUAAAGUAUAGGAAAAAUGAGGUGUUUUUGGAUGUUAUUGAGUCUGUAAAUUUAUUAGCAAAUGCAAAUGGAAAUGUGUUAAGCUCAGAGAUUGUGGGAGCUAUAAAGAUGAGAGUUUACCUAUCUGGUAUGCCAGAGCUUCGAUUAGGAUUGAACGAUAAGGUUUUGUUUGAGUCCACUGGACGUGGCAAGUCGAAGUCUGUUGAAUUAGAAGAUGUCAAGUUCCAUCAAUGUGUUAGGCUCUCUAGGUUUGAGAAUGAUAGAACUAUAUCAUUUAUUCCACCUGAUGGAGAAUUUGAAUUGAUGUCAUAUCGACUAAAUACUCAUGUUAAACCUCUUAUCUGGAUCGAGUCAGUAAUUGAAAGACAUGCACACAGCAGAGUCGAAUACAUGGUUAAAGCAAGGUCUCAGUUCAAGAGGAGAUCAACAGCUAACAAUGUGGAAAUUGUCAUUCCUGUGCCAAAUGACGCUGAUUCUCCAAAAUUCAAAACCACCAUUGGUAGUGUCAAAUAUUCUCCAGAGCAGAGUGCAAUUACAUGGUCCAUAAAAUCAUUUCCUGGUGGUAAAGAAUACUUAAUGAGAGCACACUUUGGCCUGCCAUCUGUCGUUGGGGAAGAUGUCGAAGGUAAACCACCUAUCCAAGUCAAGUUUGAGAUUCCUUAUUUUACUACGUCAGGAAUUCAAGUGAGGUAUCUCAAGAUUAUAGAAAAGAGUGGAUACCAAGCCUUGCCAUGGGUUCGAUACAUCACACAGAAUGGUGACUAUCAGUUGAGAACCAAUUGAAGAAUUUCAAAAGUUUUUUUUUAAUGUUUGAAUGAUUUCUUCGAUUAUUUCAUUGAAUUUAUAUCUAUGAAAAACAGUUGCAUUAAAUGCUGAAUCGAUACACAAGUGAUAUAAUCUGUAUUUUUAAGAAGUAUCCUAUUAUUGAUUCGCGCCUAUUACUUUUAUUGGUCGUUUAUUUCAGCCGCACAGAUUGUUUAAAAGAAUGAUAGAAGGCUUUUUAGAUGUUAUUGUUGUUAUUGAGUAAAAUUGCAAGAAAAGCAAAACAAAAAAAAACGUAGGGCGCUAGGUUGGCGUGACUGACAGACCAAUCAACAGACACAAUUUUUCAUGUUGUACAUAUGGAAAAAAUUCCAUUCCAUGCAAGGCAACUCGAUUUCGAGCUUUUGCUGUAAGUCAUGUUCGCUAUAUAGUAUUAAUGCCAUCAGGCCGCCAAGUGACUAUUGCGAUGAGCGACGUAUUGUUAUUACCGAUGCGAUUAGCAUUGGAAUCUGUAAUUAAUGUAUCGAAAAAGAUAAUAAAUUUUUAAUUGAA
Molecule: messenger RNA, 1958 nt
Organism: Phymastichus coffea
Lineage: Eukaryota; Metazoa; Arthropoda; Insecta; Hymenoptera; Eulophidae
Gene: AP-1mu
Product: AP-1 complex subunit mu-1
Exons: 2
Coding region: 159-1427 (422 amino acids)
Biological process (GO): intracellular protein transport; vesicle-mediated transport
Cellular component (GO): clathrin-coated vesicle; clathrin adaptor complex
Molecular function (GO): clathrin-cargo adaptor activity
Source: RefSeq, a predicted model, not a curated record